AGAGAUUUAGCGGCAAUAAUGCUGAAGUGGAGAGUCCGCGGUGAUAUGGACGACACGAACCCAAGCUUGAAGACGAUGGUGACACCGGAAUGCCCGCCAUGCUCCUCUGUCACCCCAAGCACGGCGUCCGUCACUCAGAGCCACGCCUCGGACUCCCUCAGCGCCCUGCCGCCGCCCCCUGCACCUCCCAACAAAUCCUUCCUGCACCAGAGCUUCGUGACUGGCUCCUCCCCAAGUCUGCAGUAUUAUGACGGUCGAGGAAGCCGUCCUUCGCUGCCCCCCACCCCCUUCCAUGGCCCACUGAGUCCUCCAAGUGGUCCCAGAUACUAUGAAAGUCAAGGGCGGUACUCUCUCCCUCCCCCAACCUACGAGGAGCCCCUGGACCCUGCUGCCGAGGAUCCCAGGUGUUACAAUGGGCGGUAUUCCCUGCCGCUCCCUACCUAUGAGGAGCCCUCGAGACCCUCGGGAGAAGACAGUGGCCCUAGCUACUAUGAUUGCAAGGGACGUAUCUCCCCGCCCUUGCCUAUGUAUGAGGUGCCGCGUAGCCCCUUGAGAGUAGAGGAGAGUGUGUACGAGGCCUGCCCAGGCAACGAAGACGCCGAGGAGAGGCCUCAAGGUGGCGGUGGCGGUGCGUACGAUGCCCCUCCCUCUCAUUACGCUUGUCCAGGCAACAACGCCGCCGUCACGCCCCACCGCGCACGUGACGAGCAUGUCCAGGGAGCGUCCCGCACUGCUUGUGACGCGGUGCACAUCUCCACCACCACUACCACCACCACCACCACCACCACCAGCACCGGUACAAAUACAACGGAGCAGGAUGAGUGGCGUCGCGCAUCACGGAGCAACAGUGGUUCGUAUGGGACCGGGAAGCGCCGCCCUCGUCCUAGAUACUACUUCGGCACCAUGCCAUCCAUCCGCCCCAACUGUAGUAGCAACAGCUUCACGCACUACUCCACGCCCAGGGGAAACCGUCCAGUGCUCCCUAGGCCGCCGCUGCCCGCCCAAUUUCUCUCCGAGAGCCACGACGACGCCGCAGACCCACUACAACACUAUGACUUCCCCAAGAAACGGGUUGCCGCCUGUGACUCGCCAACGCAAGGGGACGAGUACGAGGAUCUGAGUCCGUACAUCGUGUCACGGGAACAGAGGUCAGCGGCAGCCAAGGACCAGAAGACCCAGGGCGCGCGAGGCAACGUGCUGAGAAGACUGAGGGCGUUCAUGUUGCGGGACGAGGCCGGCAAGGAUCGCAAGCCGCCCAAAGAGCCCAGGAAGUGUAAGAGAACUAUUAGCCUCCGUAAGCAGACGAAGGAAGACAAACACAAGGCAAAGGACAAAACAGAGGCUCAGGAAGAAUACCAAAGCCUCGACCUUCCCCGGGAUAACCUGAAGGAGGCUCUGGAUCUGAGCGUUGGGCGUGGUUGCCGUAGGAAGGAGGACGGGCGACCACGUGGAGAGAGGUGGAGGGGACUCUUCCAUACAGUCCGGGAGAAAUUGUCACCCCCGCAGAGGCCGAGCGUGUUCUGGGUUGUCCUCACUGCCCAGGAAAGCGGAAAGGAAAACGGAGAAACGGAAGCCCUGACGGAGGAGGGAGUCUCGGGGGCGGGGGGAGGCGGCGGCGACCCUGCUGGUGGCGGCGGGGAAGGGUCGCCGCAAAAAUCACCACCGCCGUCACCACAACCACCACAAACACAGACAAUUUACCACACCUUCCCCCGCCGCCGCUCCCGCCCCCCGCGCCUCCCGCUCCGCACCAGUCCCUUGACCUCCACAGCCAUCCCCGACGGAGCUUAUGUUCAUCUCUUCCCCUUUAUGAGCAUGUCGGCGUUGCAGAUGGCGGCGGAGGGGCGGGACUACCUCAUGUGGUGCCCUGAUCAGGAGUUUGACAAUGCCGUGUCAGCGUUGGACAUACGGGGUCUGGUGGACUUGGUGCAGACGCUGCAGGACGCCAUGGCGGUGGAGCAACAAACCUUUGACAGCCUCUCGCAGCAGUUGGAGCUGGUGUCGGAGCCACUUCAGCAGCAGAGACUGUCAGCCGCCCUGUGCACCUCCCAGACGCGCCUCGCUCGCCUCUGUGCCAGGAAUAUGAGGUGCUUCAGACAGCAGGCCCUGAAGGCGCGCCAGAGGGAUAAUUCUGAGAGCAGAUCCUCCAGCCCCCGCGACUCCGGCCUUGUGGUGUCGUCAGCCGCGCCCUCAGAUACAGAAGGCGGUGAUGCGCGGUCCCCUACCCACGGCUCCUUCAAGAAUUCCCUGGCAUUCUUCCAAAGGGCGGCGCAUCUUGUCGCCGCCAACACGAGGAAUGCAGCGCAAGGUUACCGGCAGAAGGACUCCCGGCGAAGGUCCUCCCGUGGCAGCAGCACCUACAGCAGCAGCGGCAGCGAGGUGUGGAGCGUCAACUCAGAAGACCUGACGGCGGGGGACUUGGCGGCGUCUGGAGGGGUGAGGGGAGACUUGGAUGGGGACCUGCUGGGGUACGUGGACGACCAGGGCACCUACGAGCAGGUUCUCUUCAUCAACGGACGACCACAGUACCAGGAUGACUUCGGCUCGGGGGGCGAGGAGAGCAUCGCCAGCUGGUCAGCACCGCAGUUUCACGCCAAACUCCGAGGUGGCAACUCAACGGAGGUGGCGGACGGUCGCCGCCAACUCACCUCAGUCGUUCACACUUCCUCGGCCGUGGCUGGCGCGCCGCCCCCCGCCCUCCAGCCCGACCCUGAAUGCCUCACCCCCUUGAGGACGUCGUACACGUCUGCUGGAGAUCUCGAGCACCUGGUGACGCUGCCCCGCAGGAAGCCUUACCUUAACUUUAAGAGUGUGUCGUGCACGGCGGACCUGCCCGGUGUCGGUGGGGGUUUGUCCGCAGACUUCGAUAAUGGAAGUCUGAGUGACUUUAAGGAGCGUCUUGGAGUGACUAGAGGCAGCGACUCCACCACGAUAACACGAGCACAGAGUUUUAAGGAAGGACUUAACUAUUACUCGAGUGACUACGGGAACAGCAGCAGCACGUACAGCUUGUCCAGGACGCAAAGCUUCCACGAUGGUCUAGCGAGCAGUGGCGACAUUCCUGACGGCGACGGUGGCGGCGGAGGUAGUGGUCGGGCCAGGCUGCAGCGAGCGCCCUCCGUGGAUGAGAUUCUCGAGUCGGUCAAGUACUUGCGGGCCAAGAAGACCAUGGUGAAGUCCACGCCAGACCUGGCUAGCGCCCCUGAGCCCGUCUAUCAUUCGGCGUCCCUCCCGCGGCACCGCAGCACCAGCAAGGGCAAGGGCUCCUCGCGGGGGUCCACCGGCUCCCUGCUGGGUGUGCGCUACAACAGCCGCGCCAGCGACUCCUCCCUGUACGAGAAGGUCCCUGAGCCUGAUUACGAGCAGAUCCACGACGAUGUGGACCACGCCAACAUUGCACACUAUGAAAACUUCUGCCGCGGCAACAACCAUUACGAGAACGUGCACCUCAAGGGCGAGGCAAUCUACGACAGCCCGCGCCCCACCGAUGUCCACCUCUUGCACCAGUAUGACCGGAGCCACGCCGAUCUCCAGUACGAGAAUGUCAAGUACGACGUUCCCGUGUACGAGAACCUGGACGGCAAGGAGCCCACCUACAUGAACCUGAAUGGCAAGGUCAGCAAUGUGUAUGCCAACCUGGACGGCAGAAGGUCGGCCACCCUGAGGCCUUCCUCCUCCGCCUCGUCCAAAUCAAGGUCAAAGGUGACGAUAAGCGGGAACUCCACACUGCAGGGCACGACCUAUGACGUGCCGCGAGCCGCCACACAUAUCUAUGAUUCGCCCCAGCGGCAGGUCCGCUCGGUGGGAGCGUCCACGCAGGCCAACGAGUAUGACACCCCGAGGAACAACCGCUCCGUGCUGCCGCAGUCCACGCAGAUCGUGCUCAAGGCCAAAAACGACCAGAAGCAGAAGAUCGACGACAUCUUUGCUGACUGUGAUAAGGACUCCCUGGACGGCGACAAGGAGCGAGACAGGGCGCCCCCAGACAUUCCUUCACCCGAUUACGGCAGCGAGGAGGAGGGUGAGGGGUACGAGGACGCCUCCAACGAGUACGUCACCACGGAGCUGCCUGACGAAGGGCUUGGGGAGAGUGACAGCCGCUCCUACUACACUGAGGACCCUGCAGGCCUCGAGGUCAUCCUGGAGGAGCCGGAGGAGGAGUACUGCAGCUCACAUGUAUCUGAGGACGAGCUGAGAAGAGACGUGGACAUCACCUUCGAACUCAAGUGUGAGCGACGGUCUCUUGACGGUUCUGAGGGCAUCGGCUCGGCGGAGGGCGACACGCAGUCCUCGGGCGGGUCUGAGCACUGUGUUGAGGAGGACUGUGCAAGCUCCGGCAUACACAGCGAGGACACCCCUUCUCCCGGUCCCCCCGUGGAUGCGGAGAAGGAGGGGCGGCAGGGACUCCUCCACAAACAGAAGCGUGAGGAGGACAGGACGCAGAAGGACCGUUGUGUGGAGGUGUACCCGGAGACUGUAAGGCAGAGGCAGCGGAACAUGAUGGCCGCUAACAACAAGGUCGACAUCAAGAACUGGAACUCCAGCAACAACAACAACAACAAUGACACCCUAACUAGUCCUUCCAAAUCCAAAAAAUUCCUGCCCUCCGUCAAGGCACUCAGGAAUCAGUUUGAGGCCGGGAAGACGUCCAAUGGCAAACCAGAAGCCAACGGCAGCAUCACCACCAACGGAACCAAUGGACAGACACUCAGCCGGAAGUCCUCAUCAUCUUCAGUGGCCAGCAAUUCCCAGGACAUGGCCAGCACCGCCACCAUCACCACCCUCCACUCGCCCGUCGCCUCCGUGGAGAGCCUCGGGUCGCCUGCCGUUCCAGAGGAUGGUCAGGGGAGCAGUGAGCCAGUGGAGCCAAUCUUCAAUCAGUUCCGGAAAGUGGAUCAGGAGCUGCGGGAAUUGAUGAGCAAGCCCCAUUCCACCUCAGGCUGGGACCCGAGAUCCCUGCUGAAGCGCCUGUAUUACAUCCCCGAGGCACCAAAGAUACAGAGCCAAGGCACCACCUACGUCAACAUUGAGGGCUACCUGGAGAAGCUUCCAUCAGGCCGCAAGAAGGCCACCUUCUGGAAUGCAUGGAAGAGGCGGUACUUUAUGGCAAAGAACGGGAUCCUUUAUUACUAUCAGAGUGCACAGACAGACAAGCCCAGCAUGAAGAUGACUCUGAUGGGGGGCAAAGUGGAGUGCAUGGAGCCCAACAUGGUUGGUGUGGAUGAUGGGGGACGUGACAAUAAAGCCUCCAACAUGCUCGGCAUUGAUGACGGGAAAGGUCACUACGUAGUGGUGCGCUGCAGCUCUCGACAAGAGGCUGAGCGGUGGCGUCGAGCACUGGAGACACACACAGUGGAGGACUUUACCAGCCAGUAUGUGCAACCCUGGCCCAUGCCCACUAAUCCUACAUUGUUAAGGGACACCAUCAUUGUUGACAUUGGCUCAGCCUCUAUCAGGGCUGGGGUUUUAGCUUCACAAGCCACCCUGCCACAAGUCUUCAUACCGUCAGUGAUGGCCAGUGGACGGGAGGGCCGAGGGCAAGUCUGGGGCAUGGAUGCUCUUGCCCCUGAUGUGCGUGCUUCCUCCUCGCUAACCUUCCCCAUCAGGCCAACGCACAAAAUAUCAAAGUAUUCUGUGGACCUGAGUGCUGUCUCAAGUCUCCUGCAGAAGGCCUUUGCAGAACUCAAGGUGGACCCGAAGAACUACCACAUCCAGUUAUCUGUGCCGCGAGUCCUCAACACCAACACUCAGGCUGAGCUCCUGCGCGUGCUUUUUGACAAGUUCAGCGUCAGGUCGAUCAAUCUCACCCAUCAGUCCAUCUUGGCCCUGUAUGCCUAUAAUGCCACUUCUGGUAUUGUAGUGGAUGUUGGGGAAAGGAUGGACAUUGUGCCUGUUAUUGAUGGCUACAUCGUUGACGGAGGCGUGUCUCGAGUACCCUAUGGAGGCUACCGCAUCCUUGACCACCUGCGUCAGUUCCUGUACAUGAGGAACAUCUCCUGCAUCAAUGAAGUGGAGAGCUACAUCAUCAGACAGGUGCUGGAGAACAUCUGCUACUGUGCCCACCACUACAACACUGAGAAGGCUCGUUGCACCAAGAAUCCUGAAAACUUUGAAAAGAGUGUAUCCUUAGCCGAGUACUGCACCAAAGAUUGGCCCUACGAGUCCAUUUCCCUAGACUUCGGCCGUUUCCAGGCCACGGAAGGUCUCUUCAACCCUGACGCCUGGGGUCUGGAUCACCCUGGUCUCCACAAACUAGUCCAUAAGGCCAUCAUGGAGUGCAGUAUGGACAUUCGCAAAGAAAUGAGCCGCAGCAUCUUCCUUGCUGGAGGCGUGACGCAGCUCCCUGGCCUGGUGGACCGUCUCACCACAGAGCUGGACAACCUUACCCCACCUGCCAUCAGACCCAAGGUUCACGCAUCACCUUACCGUUACCACGCUGCAUACAUUGGUGCCUGCGUGUUGGCCGAGUCACCUGCCUUCACCCAAUCCAGGAUCACCCAGGAAGACUGGAAUAAGCACGGCAACUCAACGCUUCGCAAGUGGUCACUCUGAGCAUUCUUCAGUAUUUUGCAAAACCACAAAUGCACGGCCAUGUCCAAAGUCUUGUUGGAUCUAGUACACUGAAAGAGAAUCACAAUUUUAACCUUAUGCAAAUCUGUAUAGUGUCCUGAAUAGUAUUUGCACUUGCAAUCCUGUAUUUUUCUAUAACUCGCUAAAGUAAAUAAAACCGAACGUAUACACGUGCCUUUUACUUGAAUAAGUGUUAUAUAUAUAUGUGAUACAUCAUGAAUACUGUGAAUACUGUGUCACUGCUAUGCAAACAUUACUGAUGAUGACAAGCACUUCAGAUCAGUAAUAACCAUGUACGGCACACUGGAUCUUUACAAGUGGCACUAAGAAGUGUUAUGUUGCUGCUGGUCGGUCACUAAUGGAAUGGCAUUCAAUGACAAAAAAUAGAGCUAGUUUUCUAUAAAGUAGAACUGACUGUAAUAUGAACAUAUAUAUAUUAAUCAACAGUUGAUAAGUACAUGGUAUAUACCAUUUCUUUUACUCCUGUGUACAUGAUCUGAGCCGCUUGAAUUAGUUACUGAAGAUAUAUUAAACUUUAAUGCUUUUUUUGUGCACAAAUUAUUCCACUCUAAACUGUACUGAUAAAUACUAGAGUGUUAAUGGCCUUCCCUAUUAACUACUCCCACUGAGCAUGUCACAGAACAAUGUCCCUCCAUUGCAAAGAUGUAUAGUUUGUACAUACGUGUCAUAAGGUGAAAAGGUUAACUUAUUCAUGUAUAAAUUGCAGUUGGACUUGUUUACUUACAAUAAAAAAUUUGUAAAUUCAAA
Portunus trituberculatus (swimming crab) is the source of this 7338-nucleotide messenger RNA. RefSeq lists its product as uncharacterized. NCBI's taxonomy places the organism in Eukaryota, Metazoa, Arthropoda, Malacostraca, Decapoda, Portunidae. The transcript is spliced from 21 exons. The record is from RefSeq and is a predicted model, not a curated record. Bases 19 to 6552 code for a protein of 2177 amino acids.